AUGGGAAAGAAUAUAAAUAUGUAUCAUUUUGCUCCUACCGAUACAUUUUACGACGUCGAAGAAUUUAUCAAUAGAGAAAUUGAUGACGAGCGAGCUGUCACAAUUCUAGAAGAAGACCUACUUGCAUCAAAUUUCUUAAAUUCGGAACAAAAGAAUGCAUAUAACUUGAUACUACAAACCUUACUGUCAAAUGAAUCUGAUGCAUUUUUCAUUGACGGUCCUGCUGGUACUGUAAACAUGCGGACUAUCUAUAGAUCUAUUAAAGAUAUCACUCAAAAUACCAGAAAUUGGAAAAUAAAAAUGAUUGUUGCUGAAAAGUCACCAAAACGUGUGGCUCAAAAUUCACCUACAAAGAAUCAGAAUUUGGUACUCAUGGAUGUUGAGGGAAAUCGUGUACAAGCAGUCAUUUUCGGGAAAGACAUUGACCUACGUGAUGACACGCUCAAUGUAUAUCAAUCAUACUACAUUGCUAAUGCUUUCGUCAAACCACUGGAUGCAAGACAUAGAAGGGAGGCAUAUGAGCUUCAGUGGAUAAUUAAUUCCCGAACCAUUGUCGAAAAUAUUGAAUACGACGAAUCGCCGCUUAAACCACCAGAUUAUAAUAUUAUUCCUUUCAAUCAACUUGAUAUCUACAAAGAUACAGAUGCAGAAGUAGAUAUCCUGGCAAUAGCAAUGAGCACGAAUGCACCAAGACAGGUUAACACAAGCCAUGGCAAAUCAUUGGUGCAAGACAUAUAUGUGAUCGAUUCAAGUGUAAAGGUUCUACGUUUGGCAAUGUGGAACAGAUUUGUUCACGAUGAAUGCUCUGAAAUUUGUAACAUUAUUAUGGAAAAGCCAAUUGUCCUUGGAACAAAAAUCAGAGUCUCUUCGUAUAACGGCUUAUCAUUAUCGUCGCGACCUACGAGUGUGUUCACCAUUGAGCCCUUUCUUGCAUCUGCCAUUUCAUUGCGUGCAUGGGCAACAGAAAACAACUCAUUACUUGAAGAAACAAUUGCCAAAAAUUUGGAUAGGCCAGGUGCAUCAACUCCAGGCAGUUCUACCGAUCUAUUAGUGAAAAUAUCAGAAAUUGUGGAAGCCUUAGAAUCUAUUCCAGCAAUGAUGGUAUAA
Juglans microcarpa x Juglans regia is the source of this 1107-nucleotide messenger RNA. RefSeq names its product replication protein A 70 kDa DNA-binding subunit B-like. The record is from RefSeq and is a predicted model, not a curated record. The transcript has 7 exons. Bases 1 to 1107 code for a protein of 368 amino acids. Lineage: Eukaryota; Viridiplantae; Streptophyta; Magnoliopsida; Fagales; Juglandaceae.